ACCUGUACUGUCAUUCUAGAUGGUUAACGUCUGUAGUUUCCACCUGCGGCUCAGCCCUCCUGGCAGGACCGUAUAUAAGAGAUCACACAGGUUGAGGACUCCACAUCACCAAGACUUCUACUACCACAGUUUCAUACUGACCUACAGAGCCUCUGCUGUGACCAUCAUCCACACAUCAGACCACCGUCCAGACAGACGGAGACAUCUGAGACUCCGGCAGAAGCAGACAGAGGUUAUAAAAACAGCCUUCACCCAGUGGAGUUAACACAGUCAGGACUGGCGUGUACAGCAGCCAACCCAGAGAUGAGUGUGUCCACGUGUCAGAUGAAGGAACGUUACAACCAGCAGGGAUUCCUCUCUGCUGUACCGGUCCUAGACGACACAGAGCUGAGGGAGGCCAGACAGGCCUUCAACCACCUGGAGAGAGAGUUCGGUGAGGAGUAUACCCAGUACAGUCUCCACAAUGUGCACCUGCAGUACCCCUGGGUGAUGGGCCUGGCCAAACACCCCCACAUCCUACAGGUGGUACAGUCCAUCCUGGGCUCUGAUGUCAUCCUGCUAGACUCACGCUUCAUCUGCAAGUACCCAACAACCCCCACACCCCACCCCACAGCCACACAGGCAGGAAAUGAUGCCAUCACUCUGACCAGUGAGGAGGAAGUGAGGUCAUCAGAGAAGGACCAACAGAGUGAGACUGGACUGCCCUUCGUGGCCUGGCACCAGGAUAUGAGGUACUGGGGAAUAGCUGGGGGUCCAGUCCUGUCUGUGUGGCUGGCUCUAGACGACUCACUGGCAGAAAACGGAGCCCUGAAGGUCAUCCCAGGAAGCCACUGCUCUGGCAUGCUGCCCCACCAACUCGCCUCCCGCCCCGGAAACAUGCUGUCAGUCAACCAGGAGAUCCCUGAGGAGCUGGUGCAAACGGAUAGCGCUCUACUCUGCCCCCUGCUGGCUGGGCAGAUGUCUAUCCAUGAUGGGUUCCUGGUCCACGCCAGUGACCCCAACACAUCCCAGAAGAGACGCUGUGGCUUCGUGAUACGAUACGUCCCUACCUGUGCCUACCCUAUACAGGACCCAAACCGUCCCAGGCGUUUCCAUGCUACAGUGAUGGCUAGUGGAUCAGACCAGUUCAGUCACUUCUCCACCUUGCUGUGAUGAGCCUUACAGCACAACUGCAACCAUAUCCAUAGAGAUACCAUUACCGUAUUACUGUCUGAUACUUAGAGGAACCUAAUGAUACUGUACUCACCUUGAUGACUUACUGCUGUGUUCACCUUGAUGACUUACUGCUGUGUUCACCUUGAUGACUUACUGCUGUGUUCACCUUGAUGACUUACUGCUGUGUUCACCUUGAUGAUAUCGGAUGAACGGUUUAAAAAUCACUUUUUGUUCAUAGCCCCCCAUAUUAGGAGACCAAAUGUACUGGGACAAAUUCACUUCUAUGUAUUAAAGUAGUCAAAAGUUUAGUAUUUGGUCCCAUGUUCACAGCACGCAUUAACUAUAUCAAUCUUGUGACUCUACAAACGUGUUGGAUGCAUUUGUUGAUUGUUUUGGUUGAGUUUCAGAUUAUUUUGUGCCCAAUAGAAAUGUUAAAUAAUGUAGGAUUAGAAUCGACUAUGUUUCUAAACACUGCUACAUUAACGUGGAUGUUAUCAUGAUUAUGGAUAAUCCUGAAUGAAUCUUGAUUAAUGAUGAGUGAGAACCUUACAGACAAAAACAUCAUACUCUCCAAAAAUGCUAACCUCCCCUGUUAUUGUAAUGGUGAGAGUUUAGCAUGUCUUGGGGGUAUGAUAUAAAAUGCUAACCUUCCCUGUUAUUGUAAUGGUGAGAGGUUAGCAUGUCUUGGGGGUAUGAUAUAAAAUGCUAACCUCUGUUUUCGGGGUAUGAUGUGUGCAUAUAACUUUUUUUACUUUCUCCCUCGUCAUUAUUCAUUCAGGACUAUAUGUCGUCAUGGUAACGUCCAUGUAGAAGUGUUUCGAACAGUACAGCAUGUGUCACUGUCCCAAUACCGGUGGAGCUCACAGUAUCUGGGUUGGACUGGGUUGGACUGGGUCGGGCUGGGUUGGACUGGAGUCCAUCUCCUGUUUCUGUAGAGUGGACCAGAACGGCCCGUAGCGCAGGAGUCCAUCUCCUGUUUCUGUAGAGUGAACCAGAACGGCCCGUAGGGCAGGAGUCCAUCUCCUGUUUCUGUAGAGGGAACCAGAACGGCCCGUAGGGCAGGAGUCCAUCUCCUGUUUCUGUAGAGGGAACCAGAACGGCCCGUAGGGCAGGAGUCCAUCUCCUGUUUCUGUAGAGUGAACCAGAACGGCCCAUAGGGCAGGAGUCCAUCUCCUGUUUCUGUAGAGUGAACCAGAACGGCCCGUAGGGCAGGAGUCCAUCUCCUGUUUCUGUAGAGUGAACCAGAACGGCCCGUAGGGCAGGAGUCCAUCUCCUGUUUCUGUAGAGUGAACAAAAAGGCAAGCCACUCUGAAGGUGACCUGAGCUGACCUGUUAUUUUAGUGCAUUGAUAAUGAUAAUAAUUACAUGUUUAAAAUGUGAAUGGAGGCCAAAUUAAAUGCUGAAUGAACAUGUAAGCUAAUGUAUCUGGGACUUCAUGCUAUAUUACCUCUUCAUGUGUCUUAUUGUGAUUUACGUGUUGAAUAAACCAUCUCACUAUACACUGGCA
Messenger RNA from Oncorhynchus kisutch (coho salmon), 2662 nucleotides. Its product is annotated as probable alpha-ketoglutarate-dependent hypophosphite dioxygenase. Lineage: Eukaryota; Metazoa; Chordata; Actinopteri; Salmoniformes; Salmonidae. The record is from RefSeq and is a predicted model, not a curated record. The transcript is spliced from 7 exons. Bases 304 to 1152 code for a protein of 282 amino acids.